AUUUAUAUUAUAACUAUUUUUUUUUCCAAUUUUUUAUUUUUAUUACUAUAAUUAAAUUUUGUAAAAUAUUUCUACAUUUGUCUUGUUUUUUAUAGCUUGUUUGUUUGUUUUCUUUUUUUCAUCAUACUAUUCAUAUUAUUUUGGGAAAUUUUAAUUUGGAUACAGAAAUUUUAAAUUUAAAAUUUUAAUAUUAAUUAAAUUUUUUUAAAAAACCCAACCAAACAAUCACCAAACUCUUAUAUAGAAUCAAAUUUUUACAUCAAUAUCAAAUAAUAAAUAUAUAGACACAUAAAAUGAAUAAUAAUAAUAAAAUUUUUCAAUUUAAAUUGGUAUUAUUGGGCGAAGCAGCUGUAGGAAAAAGUUCUUUAGUAUUAAGAUUUGUUCGUGGUCAUUUUUUAGAUUAUCAAGAAAGUACUAUUGGUGCUGCAUUUUUAGCACAAACAGUUUGUUUAAAUGAUACUACAGUUAAAUUUGAAAUUUGGGAUACAGCUGGUCAAGAACGUUAUCACACUUUAGCCCCGAUGUAUUAUCGUGGUGCUCAAGCUGCUAUCGUUGUAUAUGAUAUUAGAAGCGAAGACUCAUUCGAAAGAGCUAUCAAAUGGGUUAAAGAAUUACAAAGACAAGGUAGUCCAAAUAUUGUUAUAGCUUUAGCUGGUAAUAAGUUGGAUCUUGCUGCUAAGCGUAAAGUUGAAACAGCAGAAGCACAACAAUAUGCCGAAGAAAAUGGUCUUCUUUUUAUGGAAACCUCUGCUAAAACAUCACAAAAUGUUAAUGAACUCUUUGUAGAAAUUGCUAAAAAACUCCCAAAAACACCAACCACUCGUCCAGGUUCAGGUAGAUUACCUAUUCCUCCAAUAGAUAACAAUAAUAAUAAAAAGAAAUGUUGCAAUUAAAUUAAUAUCAAUAAUAUAAAAAAUAAUAAUAAUAACAAAUAAUAACUACUUUUUUGGUAGACCAACUUUAAAUCAAAUACACCUUUUAUAUACUUUUUUUUUUUUUCUCAUCAAACAAUCUCAACUAAAUCACAAAAUCAACAAUUAUAAUAACGACUCUUUUUCCAUACAAAUUAACUUAUUAUAACCAUCAAAACAAAACAACCUUUUUUUUUUUAUAAAAAAAAAAAAUAUAAAAAAUUAGUAAUAAUAAACUAAAUUUUUUUUUUUUUUAUUAUUAUUAUUAUCCAUAAAAAAAUAAAAUAACAAAAAAAAAUUAAAAAUUCUAUUUAUAU
Messenger RNA from Dictyostelium purpureum, 1228 nucleotides. Its product is annotated as Rab GTPase. NCBI's taxonomy places the organism in Eukaryota, Evosea, Eumycetozoa, Dictyosteliales, Dictyosteliaceae. The record is from RefSeq and is a predicted model, not a curated record. Bases 294 to 893 code for a protein of 199 amino acids. The transcript has 2 exons. Gene Ontology annotation, molecular function: GTP binding; GTPase activity.